Synchiropus splendidus (mandarinfish) is the source of this 4192-nucleotide messenger RNA. Its product is annotated as disabled homolog 2-interacting protein-like. Bases 740 to 3760 code for a protein of 1006 amino acids. Gene Ontology annotation, biological process: regulation of GTPase activity. NCBI's taxonomy places the organism in Eukaryota, Metazoa, Chordata, Actinopteri, Syngnathiformes, Callionymidae. The record is from RefSeq and is a predicted model, not a curated record. The transcript has 18 exons.
AGGGAAAGACAGACCGGAGAGGAACAGAUGAGAGAGAGACAAGAGAGGGACAGACAGGAGAUGGAGAGACAGACAAGAGAGUGAGAGAGAGACAACAGAGGGAGAGACAGACAUGAGAGGGACAGACAAGAGAGGGAAAGAUAGACAAUAGAGGUAGAGACAGACAGGAGAUGGAGAGACAGAAAUGAGAGGGACAGACAAGAGAGGGAAAGAUAGACAUGACAGGGAGAGACAGACGAGAGUGAGUGAGAGACAGACAGGAGAUGGAGAGACAGAAAGGAGAGGGGGACACAAGAGAGGGAAAGACAGACAGGAGAGAGCCAGAUGAGAGAGAGAGAGAGAGAGAGAGAGGCACGAGAGGACAGGCACGAUUGAGGGACAGAUUGGGACAGAUGAGAGAAAGACAAGACAGGACAGACAGAUAGGAGAGGGACACACAAGAGAGGGAAUGACAGACAUGAGAUAGCGAGAGAGGCAAGACAGACCGAAGUGAGUGAGAGAGAAAGAGAGAGAGAGGGAGAGACGCAUCGAGUCGCCAGCACCGACAACACGGGCACGAACAGGCAGAUGUAGAAACAGACAGGUGCAUCCACCAUCAUUAUUGUGGUCGGGGACGAAGCGGUUGAACACGAAGCCCCGCCCCUCCGCGAAGAUGCGCCGUGUGUGGAAGCGCUUUGUCCUGUGGAUGCUGCAGUGUGCUACGCUCCUCUAAACUUCGAGUGUUAAAUUGAAAGUGAAAAUGGACCAAACAGUGAUCAUCAAGCCUGUUCACUCCUCCCUGCUGGGCCAGGACUACUGCUUUGAGGUAACGACGUCCACAGGAAGGAAAUGUUUUUCGUGCCGCUCUGCAACAGAACGGGACAAAUGGAUGGAGAACCUGAGGCGGGCCGUCCAGCCCAACAAGGACAACAUUAGGCGCCCGGAGAACAUGCUGACCAUCUGGGUCCUGGAGGCCAAGGAACUGCCACCCAAGAAGAGGUACUUUGUGGAGGUUUGCCUGGACGACAGCCUCUAUGCACGCACCUCUUGUAAGUUGAGGACUGACAGCGUCUACUGGGGCGAGCGCUUCGACUUCACGGGCCUUCCCUCCGUUACCACGGUGACGCUACAUGUGUACAAAGACAGUGACAGGAAGAGGAAGAAGGACAAGAGCAGCUACGUGGGUCUGGUUAAUGUCCCGGUUGCCAUGGUGACUGGGAGACAGCUGCUUGACAAGUGGUACCCACUGAGCACGCCCAGUAGCAGUAGCAGAGGGAAGUCAGGCGGUCCAAUGGUGCGGGUCAAAGCUCGCUAUCAGAGCAUGGUGGUGCUGCCAAUGGAGCAGUACAAAGAGUUUGCAGAAUACGUGAGCGCCAACUACCUGCUGCUCUGCACCACUCUGGAAGGAUCAAUCGGAUCCAGAGUCAAAGAAGAGCUGGCAGCUGCGCUUAUCCACAUUCUGCACAGCACAGGCAAGGCCAAGGAUUUCCUGACCGACCUGGUGAUGUCAGAGGUCGAACGCUACCACGACAAUGAACAGCUCAUUCUCCGCGAAAACAAUCUGUCGACAAAAAGCGUGGAAGCAUAUUUGAAGCUGAUUGGACAGAAAUACCUGCAGGACGCACUGGGAGAGUUCAUUAAAGCCUUGUACGAGUCGGAUGAAAACUGUGAAGUCGACCCGUCCCGUUGCCUGACCUCUGACCUUCCGGAACAUCAGUCGAACCUCAGGAUGUGCUGUGAACUGGCGUUUUGUAAGAUCCUGGACUCCUACAGAGUGUUUCCUCGAGAGGUGAAGGAAGUGUUUGCAUCGUGGCGACAGGAGUGUGUGAACCGGGGAAGCGGCGAUGUCAGUGAGCGUCUCCUCAGCACCUCUCUGUUCCUGAACUUCCUAUGUCCCGCUGUGAUGUCACCAUCGCUUUACGAGCUGACCCAGGAGUACCCGGAUGAGCGGACAGCCAGGACACUGAGUCUCAUUGCCACAGUGAUCCGGACGCUCGCCACAUUCAGCAGAUUUGACAGACAAGACGAUCAUCUGCUCUUCAUGAACGACUUCCUGGAGCUUCAGGUGACUUGUCUGCAGCGUUUCCUUCAAGAGGUCUCAAACCCAGAGGGCCUUAAUACCAGCGCCACAUCCGGAUUUGACGGCUACAUUGAUGUCGGCAGAGAGUUCUCUAUCCUCCAUUCGCUGCUCACUGAAGUGGACCAGUCGGUUCUGGCCAAGCUUGCUCCUCUCCCUCGAAUCUUGCGGGAUGUUUCCAUGGCGCUUGCUAACCCGGGUGGCGUGAUGACAGCGCCACCACCAGACUCUCACCGCAUGGUGUCGCCGCCCCCCCUGUCUCCGCCUCUAUCACCACCUCUGGCUGCAUGUAAUCCCUCUAUUGGCCUGCAGGGGGGAGUUGGUCUGGAUGGAGGUCUCUCAGACUUCACCAGACUUCCAUCUCCAACUCUUGAGAAUAAAAAUUUAUUUUUUGUGACAAAAGGGUCGAGUUUGCAGCCGACCUCAGUGCUACGAGGGUCACCUGCUCCAAGUUCAUCAUACUCUGAACCCAACGAAAACGAAGCGGGGUACGACGCGUCCACCAAUGGCCGCCGCCCAGAGAUGACGGCUGAGAGUCGCAGUUUGUCUCUGAUGGACCUGCAGGAGAGCGACUGUCUGGACGACACUCACUGGCAGCGCCGGACAGGGCUCCUCCCGCUGUCCUUUCAGAACCCUGUCUACCACAUGACCUCCAGUUCGCCACGGCAACCGCAGCAGGCAGAUGCUACGCCGUCCGACGGCUCCGUGGGGUCACAGGGAACAGCUGAGGUCACGGUGGCGACCAAACCCACGUUCCUUACACAGAUGUCGGUGGGUGGCAGCGAGAGAUGUGACCGGUUGUCGGCCAUGUCAAGCAGCAGCAGCGGUGAAGAAUAUUCCAGAAGGAUGAAUGAGAACCAGCCAGGAAGUGCAGCACCUCCCCGUCAGAACUCUGGUCCCCAGAGACGGAUCGAUCAGCCUCCACCUCCGCCAUCGGUUCCUCCUGGCCCGCCGCGAGGGCGCACUCCUCCAACCGUGCUGGGUGGAGGUUCUGCUUACCCUCCCAGACCCAACUCGGGCAGCAUUGUGUCUUCCAGUCCUGACUGGCCGACCGGCGGGCAGUCUCGCCUCCGACAGACAUCCUCCUCCUCCAAAGGCGAAAGUCCGGAGAAGCAAAGGCCGGCUGCCAAGGCUCCCUCUCCCUGCGCUCUGGACCGGACUGCAGCCUGGUUGUUGAACAUGAACACUGCCCCCUACAGCGAGCUGGAAGACGAGCGCCAAGACGACGCCCUCACUGAGAAGUACCAGCAGGAAAUUUUGUUGCUGCAAGAGAAACUUCGAUUGUCGUCGCUGCGCCAGGAAGAAUGUGAGACUCGACUUCUGGUUCAGGAGCAACAGAACCAGCGGAUGCUUCAGGAGUACCAGGCUCGGCUGGAGGACACUGAGAGCAGGUUGAGGAGGCUACAGGACGAUAAAGAUCUUCAGAUGAACAGCAUCAUCAGCAGACUGAUGGCUGUGGAGGAAGAGUUGAAGAAAGACCACUCUGACAUGCAGACGGUGGUGGACUCCAAACAGAAAAUCAUUGAGGCUCAGGAAAUGCGGAUUGCGAGUCUGGACGCCGCCAACAGCCGCCUCAUGGUGGCACUAACGCAGCUGAAGGAACGUUAUGGCAUGACGUCACAGAGGAACGGUCUGUCCCCUAGCAGCACGUCAUCCCUGCAGAUUACAGAGAACGGCGAAUUUAGAAACUCCGGAAAUUGCUGAGCAUCCACGACCAUGUCAUCCACUGCUGAGUCAUUAUAAACUGACAAGUCAUAAGUUGCAAGCUAAACUGCUGCCAUAUAAACUGUUUAGUCAUGAUAUUUGAGAUCACUAGCAGCAUCACAAACUGAAAAUUUAUCAGAAAAUGUAUCACUAUAAUCAGCUACACUGCUAUAAAUUGCUGAGUCAUAACUGCUCACCUCCACACCUGUCCCCACCUUCAUGUCUGCAUGAUGCCAUCCGGGUCUUUUAGAAACUUUCAUUAGAUUCCAUUAUUUCCAUGACACUAGACUGUUAAGUGUGUCUUUUUUAUCUCCCACCAAACACCCAUGUAACACGAGUGGAGACGUACAUCUUGUAUUUAUGAGAUUUGGAAAUGUUUUGAGAAAUAUUUGUGAAUAUUGGAGCCAGUACAGUAAAACUAUUGAUGUGUGA